Nerophis lumbriciformis (worm pipefish) is the source of this 1629-nucleotide messenger RNA. The record is from RefSeq and is a predicted model, not a curated record. NCBI's taxonomy places the organism in Eukaryota, Metazoa, Chordata, Actinopteri, Syngnathiformes, Syngnathidae.
AUGAAGCGCAAGAACGAGAGGAGGCGAGCAGAGUCGAGAAGGAAGAAAUGUUACGAAGCGCAGCACUGCUCAGAGGCGGAGCCAAACUGCGAUAUUUACAUUGAAAUUUCAGAUCAGUUGUAUUUCGCCAUCCUUCAACAUAAGAUCAAAAGCACGACAGAACGACACUGUUUCUGCAUUGAUGAAGAGUUGGCAUAUGAGAACUUCUAUGCAGACUUUGGCCCCCUCAACCUGGCGAUGUUUUAUCGCUUCUCUUGCAAGCUGACAAAGAAGCUCAAGUCAAUUACACUGUCGAGGAAGAAGAUUGUAUUUUACACCUGUGGUGACCAGAAAAAACAAGCCAAUGCUGCCUACCUGAUUGGCUCAUAUGCAGUAAUGUACCUUAACAUGACACCAGAGGAGGCCCACAGUCUGUUGGUGUCAAGGAACCACACAUACAUCCCAUUCAGAGAUGCCUCUUUUGGAACCUGCAUGUACAAUUUGAACAUCCUGGACUGCCUGCGCGCUGUCCAUAAGGCCCUGCAAUAUGGAUGGCUCGACUUCUCCAAUUUUGACGUGGAGCAAUACGAACACUACGAGAGAGCAGAAAAUGGAGAUUUAAACUGGAUUAUUCCAGGAAAGUUCCUCGCAUUUAGCGGUCCUCAUCCAAAAAGCAAAAUAGAGAACGGCUACCCUCUGCAUGCACCCGAGGCCUAUAUCCCUUACUUUAGGAAACACAACAUCACCAGUGUCAUCAGGCUCAACAAAAAGAUGUAUGAUGCAAGGCGCUUUACAGACUCAGGCUUUGAACAUCAUGACCUCUUUUUUGUGGAUGGGAGCACGCCUAAUGACGCCAUUGUCAGAAAGUUCCUCAAUAUCUGUGAGAACGCAGAGGGGGCCAUUGCUGUCCACUGUAAAGCUGGUUUAGGGCGAACCGGCACACUGAUUGGCUGCUACAUGAUGAAGCAUUACAGCAUGACCGCAGCGGAAGUGAUUGCUUGGAUUCGGAUCUGCCGCCCGGGAUCUAUUAUCGGGCCUCAGCAGAACUUUGUUGAAGAGAAACAAAAUAGUCUAUGGGCAGAGGGAGACAUUUUCCGGGAGAAAAUGAUAAAUGAAAGAAAGAAUGGUAAACUAGCUGUGACCAGAAUACUCUCUGGAGUGGACGACAUAACCAUUAAUGGCAGCAAUAAGAACAGGGCACCCAAGAAAGAGAUGGAACUGUAUAGCGACGAUGAGGACCGGAAUGGCUUGACACAGGGUGACAAACUGCGAGCCUUGAAGAGCAAGAGGCAGCCAAGAUCCUCAAGCUCAUUAUCGCAAGAAGAGAAUAAGAUUCACACCAGGUCAGCAUCUCUUAAUAAGACCGUCCUUCAGGCCAGUGUACAAAGCUGCAAGACUGGUUUCAAUUCAUUGGCUCUGUCUGACCACUCAGACAGCAGGAAGAGGACCAGAACCUCAUUGCCAGCAAGUGGAAUGGCAUGCAGCUCCAUUUAUCGCACCCCACGGGUUGGCUCCCUAGGCAACUUGCAUGUAGUGGCCGGCGAGCAGGAACCGGUGUGUUGUGUGCCGUGUGACGGCCAUAGAGACGCAGCCAACACAUGCACUGCUGUCAACUUAAACAUGGCGCACUUGCAGCUACAUGAAGAGUAA